Neoarius graeffei (lesser salmon catfish) is the source of this 7422-nucleotide messenger RNA. RefSeq names its product apoptosis-associated tyrosine kinase b (gene lmtkb). The transcript has 13 exons. The record is from RefSeq and is a predicted model, not a curated record. Lineage: Eukaryota; Metazoa; Chordata; Actinopteri; Siluriformes; Ariidae. The coding region runs from base 261 to 5195 and encodes 1644 amino acids. Gene Ontology annotation, biological process: brain development; peptidyl-tyrosine autophosphorylation. Gene Ontology annotation, molecular function: protein tyrosine kinase activity; ATP binding.
ACCAACUAUGAGUCUCUCUCUACAAUGUGGUCUGAAACGUACGAUUUUCCAGUGCAAUGCAUGUGCUGACGCUGAGGGAGCUUCAGCAAGGGCAUUUAGGUCAGACGUUAUUAAGUGAGGGUGCAGAAAACAGUACAGGUACCCUCAGGUGUUACGGCUAUACUACUGACACACCAUAAGGAACUCGGGUCCAAUAUGUGGGCUAUCAGUGAUGGGACAAGGAGUUUGAGAAUGCAGAGGGAGAUGAAUACCAGGCCGACAUGUCCACCCUGGCAUCGCCAGCCUCUGGUGGCAGCCCUGAUGUCUACGUUCUGCCUCUGAGUGAAGUCUCACUGCCUGUCGCCAAACAACCCAGCCGUUCAGUCCAACUCCUGAAGUCAACAGAUGCAUCACGCCAUAGUUUGCUCUACAUUAAAGAGAUUGGGCAUGGCUGGUUUGGCAAGGUAUUGUUGGGCGAGGUGACCUCUGGCCUCAGCAGUACUCAGGUGGUGGUGAAGGAGCUCAAGACGAGUGCCAGUAUUCAGGACCAGAUGCAUUUCUUGGAGGAAGCACAGCCUUACAGAUCUCUGCAGCAUCCUGCUCUCGUUCAGUGUUUGGCUCAAUGCACGGAGGUCACGCCCUACCUGCUGAUCAUGGAGUUCUGUCCUUUGGGUGAUCUGAAAGGUUAUCUGCGCAGCUGCAGAGCAGCAGACUCUUUGACUCCUGAUCCUUUGCUCCUUCAAAGAAUGGCUUGUCAGAUCGCUUCUGGACUUCUGCAUCUCCACAAACAUGACUUCAGCCACAGUGAUCUGGCUUUGAGAAACUGCCUUCUGACAUCAGAUGUUACUGUCAAGAUCGGAGACUAUGGCCUCUCACACAGCAAGUAUAAGGACGAUUAUUUUGUGACAUCGGAUCAGACCUGGGUACCGUUACGCUGGAUUGCCCCUGAACUGGUGGAUGAAGUUCAUGGCAACCUACUGGUGGCAGACCAAACAAAACAAAGCAACAUUUGGUCUCUUGGGGUAACUAUAUGGGAGUUGUUUGAGUUGGGGAACCAGCCUUAUAGACACUACUCUGACAGACAGGUCCUCAGUUUCGCUGUGAAGGACCAACAACUUAAACUGCCAAAGCCAUUGCUUCAGUUUCCUCUUUCUGACCGCUGGUACGAAGUGAUGCAGUUCUGUUGGCUUCAGUCAGACCAGAGGCCUAAUGCUGAGGAAGUUCACUUACUGCUCAGUUACCUGUGUGCCAAAGGUGCCAGUGAGGCAGAAGAAGAUUUUGAGAGGCGCUGGAAUUCAAUGAGACCUAACAUAAUUCAUGGCAGUCUGCAUGGGUCUGGUCCCCUGACCCUGGAGAUGCCACAAUCCUUGACAGCCUCAUCCUCAUUCCCUUUACUGGAGCAAUUUUCAGCUGGUGAUGGCUACCAGUCAGAGUCAGGAGAUGACAUUCUCACAGUUACUGAGACCAGUCAUGGUCUGAACUUUGAGUAUAAAUGGGAACAAGCGAGAGCUAAACAGCCCUAUCCCUCCUCAUCCACCACUGGAACAUUAGGUAAAGGGAACCCCCAUUGCCAGGAGGUCUAUUACCCUCCAGGAGGUAUGGUAGGUGGAUGUGGCAUUGAUGGACUCACCUUAGGGGUCUCUCCCCAAUACUAUGACCCCAAACAAUUACACACCCCAGGUGUUGUUCCAGUUCUCAGUGCACAUAGUCCGUCAGUGAAUAGCGAGUAUUACAUUCGUAUUGAAGAGCCAGUAGAAUGUAAUAUUGACAUGGAGUACAAAAUGUGUGCAUACAGCCCUGAAUUUGGGGGCAGCAAUGGCAGCUUUCUAACUGGUAGUGGAGACUCAGGGGAUUGUAUGAACUGUCCUUCUAAAGGCAAGCCAAUUGAAGCAUACUGGUCAGCUGACAUCCAUAAAAGCAGUGUCUAUGAUUCAGACAGCAGUCCAACCAUGUCCCUAACUAUGGAGCCACUUCUAGGUCAGGUAUCUGAUUCCAGCCCACUUAGGCCUUGGGAGUCAGGUCAUUAUGUAUCAUACAAAAACAGGGAUGGAGGCUAUUACUAUGAACACUCACCACCACUGGGUAUGGAUCACUACCUGAUUGGAAGGUCAUCAGAACCCAUGAGGGAGAGCUGGGGGUCUCGAAGCCUGAGGCAAGCAUUGGGUGAGCUAGAAGAACCCUUAGGGAUCUCAACCUCUCUUGGCAGCCCCCCACAGAGCUAUGGUGACCCUUACCUCGAGAGCAGCCAAGGGUCAGUAAUUGGGAAGAAUGUAACUGGAGGAUACUAUGACAUGAUGGGUUCUUUGAGAAAGGUCAUGCCAGGAAACCAUUCAGUGUGUAUUGACAUGGAAUCAGGGGGAGCGGUGUUUGUGGGGCAAGAUGACAGUGACUCAGAAGAGGAGGAUGAUCUAUUCAUUGAAAGGCAGGUAAUGAGCUGGUCCACCAACAACUCAACAAAAAACAAUUUGAGUUUGUCUCGAAGACAGUCAUCAAAGCAAGAUGCAUAUGCAGACUUUCAUUACACUAUGCCUAUGACUGAUGUUGAGGAUGCUUGGCCAGAGAACCACAGUCUCCCAUAUAGUUCUACCAAAACGCUUAACUACCUGGAAAGCAGAGCCAAAAGCAAUACGUGCCCUGUGCAUGGCAGACAAGCAUCGGUAUCCUCAGCAGACUGCAGCUCCUAUAUUCAUCUAGGUCAUGAACCCAGAGAAGCAGAGGUGUACCCUGUACCUUGUUGUCAAGCUUUGAGCAACUCCCAUUUUGUGGAUCCUCUUACAGGGUCAUUAGUACGAAAUUGUUUCAUGAAUGACAGUAUUUCAGACAAAAACACAGGCAUACCCAGCAGAAGCCCACAGUUAGGCCAAGCUGCCUUACCUACUGGGCAUUUAAUGUCCAAAUCAGAGACAACAAAAACCCAUUUAAAACAGACUGAACACUCAGAAUAUGCGGACACUGAGGUCAGAGAAGGAAUCUAUAGACAAGACAGUACAGGACAACAAGAUCUUAGGCAAAUUAACAUGGAAACAGAGAUUUUAACCUCAACUCAACAGGAGAAACCCAUUCCUGAGAUCUCUUCCAAAGAGCCUGAAUCGGACAGAAGCAGGAUGGUGGACAGUGGUGUGGAACAUGGACAUUCCAGUACCAGUCUGGUGGAAAUUGAUAAUUGUAGUGAUGAUGACAUCACAGAUGUAACCUCUGAGAGCUUUGGGGACUUCCCAGUAGAUUAUGGUGAGACAGCUGACUACACCUCCCCUUCAUUCAAGUCAUUGCAGAAGCAAGUAGGCACACCCGACUCCAUGGAUUCCAUAGAUCUACCAUCUACUGCAGGCUCCAGUGAGACUCUGAGCCCAACCUCUCUCCAUCCUUCAAAUUCACCUAGAGCUAUGGAUAGUGGCUAUGACACAGAGAAUAAUGAGUCUCCUGAAUUUGUCCUCAAGGAACCUCAUGAACCACAAGAAACUAUAACCUUUAUCCAGCCACUGGGGAUGUCAGUCAUUGACUCAUGCCCAAUCAUGGAAGAAAAAGAAGGGGAUGGGGCAAUGGAUAUGGAGCAAGUGGACGUGGAGGAAGGAGUCACCUUGAAAACAUCUGAGAGCACUGGAAACCUGACUGUACUAAGUGAGAAAACUCCAUACAGAGAUUCUGCUUACUUUUCUGAUACUGAUGCAGGGAAGGAGAAAGAAAGCGAUGUAGACAGAGACAAAGGUUUUGAUGAUCUUGAGAGGAAAGAGGAGGAAACAAUGCAAGCAACAGACCAAAAAACACUACCAACACCAGUGGUAGAACAAGACAAAGAAAAGUCGAAUGUUCUGGAGAUAGAAGAAAUCGGUGAAAAUAUCUUCAAUGAUCUUCAGGAAGGGACCCAACAAGCUCUACUCUCAGAGGAAGAUGAAAAGGUUUCUCCUAGUUCCUCUGAACCAACUUUUAUUUCUUCUUUUUCUCCUGAGGUAUGUGAAUGUCCAGUAAAUGACACUGUCCAAGAGGAAGGCUUUGACCUAAAUUCAGAUGACCCUCAAGAAUUGCCAUCUGAGGGUCAGUUAUCCGAUUUCACUGCCUUGCCAUUUUCUGAGACCAAGCAAGAAAACCAUAAAACUGAGGAGACAGAGACCACCCUUGCUUUUGAACCAUCAGUGGCAGAAAGUUUAGUCGAGGACAGUAAUGUCGAGACCGGUCUUGAUAGCUUUAUCAGUACAAAUGAAGUUAUCCAGGAAAAGCAAGUUACUGAAGAAGCAAUAUCCAGCACAAGUUCAGAGGCACUAUCAGCUCAGGACAAUAAUGACAAAGUGGAGAUACUUAUAUCAGACGCAGCCAAGAGUGUUUCAGCAGAUAAAACUGAAGGCUUUGACCUAAAUUCAGAUGAUUCUCAAGAAAUGCCAUCUGAGAGUCAGUUAUCCGAUUUGUCAGACUCAGCCAAGUGUGUUUCAGCAGAUAAAACUGUGGACAAGCAUGAGACUCUAGAUGGUAAUUCAAAGUAUGGAGUUCAAUUUCACAAGAGCUCCACUCGUCCUUCUUCUCCUCCUCCUCUCCCAUUACUUGAUGGACGAGUGUCCCCAGUGGAGAGAGGAGAAGCUGAUGAUGAGGACAGGGAUUCAGAGGACAGUGAUGAAUCAGACGAGGAGCUGCGUACCUACAGUAUCCAGGAUCAGAGUGAGGAGAGUGAGGAUGAAAUCCUACCAGUACCCAUCAUUGUGAGUGAUUGCAGUGAUGCACACAAUCUCAGAAGCCUCCUCAAGAUGCCCAGCCUGUGCAUCGAUAACCUUGGUGAUGAGUCCAAGAAGAAGGUGGUGUCCUUCUUUGAUGACGUUACUGUCUACGUGUUUGACCAAGAAAGUCCAACUGGAGAACUAUCGGAACAUGCCUUGCCCCUGGGAGGUGAGACAAGCACAGAGAGUGAAAGGUGCACAGUGUUAAACCAACAGGAAAAGGCCAAUUCCACUGAUGACUCUUCAGAUGGAAACGUUUCAGAAGAGAGUACAGGGUUUGAGUGGGAUGAUGAUUUCUCUUUGUUGCCAUUAUCCACCUCAUCAAAGGAAUCAUCUCCAGACAUCAAGGCUAAACCAAGCCUUCCACCCAGUGUCACAAAUGACAAGCCUGUAGUGCAAUUUUCACGUUUCACAGUUUCUCCAGCCCCAGUUUCACGUUUCUCCAUCACUCAUGUUUCUGACUCAGAUAUGGAUUCUGCAGGAGGAAGCAGUGAGGAUGGUGAAAGAGAAUGAGCACUGAACACCACUGCCAUCUAUGUAUGUGGAGUGUUCUGCAUGGACCUCUUUUCUUCACAUCUACUGGUCUUUGCAUUGAAAAUGAUACUGUUUCCAAAAAUGCUUGGGAUCUCAUCAAGGACAGUGCCUAUUACUGUUUGCAAGUAGUUAGAUAAUAGUCCUUAAUGAACCAAUCACAAACGAACACAUCUGUGGAGAUACACUUCUUAAGAAGAAUAUUAUAAAUUGUGAAAAUCCCAAGUAAUCCCAUCCCAUGUUUGUUAAAAUCCUACCUAUUUGAAACUAGUGACAACUUUGAAGGAACUACAGUAUAUAUACUGUGAACAUGAUAUGGGAUCUUUAUAAAAGACAUCACAUAUUUUCAUGAAUGAUGGGUAUGAUCUUGAAAUGAAGGAUACAAUCAACAUUUUUUUUCCUCAGAAAAGAACUGUCAAGCAAACCAAGAGACUUUUUUCAAAGACUUUGACUGUGAAGUAAUGAUGAACUAAUGAACAACGUUGCUAAAAUUAUUUAUGUUGCUAAAGGAAGGGAAAUUUAGUGAGUGUACUGUACUGCUUGUGAACUGUUGAUUUUGUUUGAUUAAUUUUUUUUUCUUUUGAGAAAGCAAACACACCUUUUUACAUUGCAUUUGUUUGAUUGGGCAUCAGAGCAACAGCCUUGUGCAUCUGUCACAUAAUGAAAAGUAGGAGACUUUUACAAGCUGCCUAAAAAUAUUUGGGAAAGAGGAAACACAUAGCUGCCUUGAGUCAGCCAUCUACUUGUAAGUAGCAGAUUAUACAGGGUCAUGAAACAUCACGAGACUUAGAUCAGCUCAAUCAUGAAACUACAAACAGGAUCUCUGAUGAUUUUUUUUUUUUAUUUAUAUUUUUGGAGAGGCAAUGUUUGUCUGGUUGAUGAGUGCAGUCCGAUGAACUACAACUACUUUUCCAGUGUAUACUUAUUAUUUUAAUUUAAGUUAUUGUCAGUAUAAUGCAAAAACAAUAUGAAUGGUUUUCAAAAUCAUGUUUUACUUUCUACUUUUCCUUGCUUACGCUUGAAUAACUUCAAUUCUAUCUUCAGUGCUUUCAGUCACCUAUAACAUACGGUACAAUUUCAUUUUGGCCCGAGAAUCCGAACUGCCAAAAAAAAAAAAAAACACAACACAAUCAUUUUAAAUGCUCAAGAACAUAUCAAAGUACUUGGUACUGGACCAUUUAGUCUUUUAGUUUAUAAAAAAAAUACAUUUUAUGAUUGAUGAGUAUGUAUAACUGAUGCUCUACAUGUCUGCUACUUUAUGAGGACCAGAGCUGGGGAUACUGUAUGUUAUGUUUAGGGUGUUUAUAGCAUUUUUAAAAAAAAAUUAUUUAAUACGUGAUGCCUCUCUUGUCACGUUUGAGAAAUUUAUAAAGAAACAGAAUGAGGAAAGACGUACUCUAAUGGCAUUUAAUGCACAGCCUAUGGACAAUGUAUUGCUAUGAUUAUUUAUUAGAAUAGACAGAAACUACUGAACAAAAUGUACUGUACUUGUUAAGUUGCAGAAUUGCUGUCCAAUCUAAGUUAAGUUUCAUUUUCUUGUGAACAUUUUUUUUUGGGAAAAAUAAUUUUCUCUCUUAGUAAGAAAUUGUUUGACAAGAUAAAAACAAAUUUAAUGCACUCUGCAGAUGUCUGUACUCUGGAUCCCAAGCUAGCUAGCCAACUGAAGUUGGAAAGAAAAGAAAAAUAUCAUCCUCACAGUCCUCUCAUGUUCAGUGUUUGUUUGCCUCUUAUGGUAUCAUUGUUCUAAAUAGGUUAGCCUAGACUGAGCUAGACAGGAUUCUGUACUAUUUUUGUAUUUCUAUGAAACAGUUUUAAACCCUAAACUGUAUUAUAAUGUUGCCGGACUACAAGUUUAUCAUCGAAUAUCUCCUGCCAAAGAGAAGCAUGUACUGAUACACAUGGGGUUGUUGGCUGGAAUUGCUGGACACCAACAUGACUUGAUAAUCAUGGACAAUGUAAUUGACAAUGUAAUCUUCAUAUGAAAUCUGGCAAAAAAGGGUCUCAGUCAUUAGACUAACCCAUGAGAUUAUGAUGAUUAACAGUGAAGGAAAUCUUGUAGACGAGUGUAAACAGCAAAGACGUGGUUGAAUGAUGCUAGGAAUCUAUAAAGAUAUAAAUUGGUUAUUUGUUAAAUGUUAUGUGAAUAUCUGUCCCUCUUGGGUGUCACAUGAUCAGUGACUGUACACAAACAAAUAAAUUAAUUGUUUGA